UGGCUCUCCCAAAACACCUGACUGCUCCAAAGCUCCUCUCCAGAGGGGCUGUGUGUGCUGGGCAGCUGAUCCCGUGGUCAGGGCCUCGGGACAUGGCAGGGGAUGCUUUUCCAUCAUUUCCCUCCACUUUCCUAAAAACAAACCCCUCCUUUCCCUGGUGCUGAGCAUCUCCCGCCUCCUCCUCCCCUGUCCAGGGCUAACCUGGUGGACCUGCAGAAGAAGCUGGAGGAGCUGGAGCUGGAUGAGCAGCAGAAGAAGCGCCUGGAAGCCUUCCUGACUCAGAAAGCCAAAGUGGGGGAGCUGAAGGACGAUGACUUCGAGAGGAUCUCGGAGCUGGGCGCUGGCAAUGGUGGGGUGGUCACCAAAGUGCAGCACAAACCCUCAGGGCUCAUUAUGGCACGGAAGCUGAUCCAUCUGGAAAUCAAACCAGCCAUCAGGAACCAGAUCAUCCGGGAGCUGCAGGUGCUGCACGAGUGCAACUCCCCCUACAUCGUGGGCUUUUACGGAGCCUUCUACAGCGAUGGGGAGAUCUCCAUCUGCAUGGAGCACAUGGAUGGAGGCUCUUUGGAUCAAGUGUUGAAAGAAGCCAAAAGAAUUCCUGAGGAAAUCCUGGGCAAAGUCAGUAUAGCGGUUCUGCGGGGCCUGGCCUACCUGCGGGAGAAGCACCAAAUCAUGCACAGAGAUGUGAAACCCUCCAACAUCCUGGUGAAUUCCCGAGGGGAGAUCAAGCUCUGUGAUUUCGGGGUCAGCGGGCAGCUCAUUGACUCCAUGGCCAACUCCUUUGUGGGAACUCGGUCCUACAUGUCUCCCGAGCGCCUGCAGGGCACGCACUACUCGGUGCAGUCGGACAUCUGGAGCAUGGGGCUGUCCCUAGUGGAGCUGUCGAUCGGAAGGUACCCAAUCCCCCCGCCAGACUCCAAGGAACUGGAAGCAAUUUUUGGCCGUCCUGUGGUGGACGGGGCGGAGGGAGAGUCCCCCAGCAUCUCGCCGCGGGCCAGGCCCCCAGGACGCCCCGUCAGUGGCCACGGGAUGGACACCAGGCCUGCCAUGGCCAUCUUUGAGCUGCUGGAUUACAUCGUUAACGAGCCGCCUCCCAAGCUGCCAAGUGGAGUCUUCACGCAAGAUUUCCAGGAGUUUGUAAAUAAAUGCUUAAUUAAAAACCCAGCAGAACGAGCAGAUCUGAAGAUGCUGAUGAGCCACACGUUCAUCAAGCGCUCCGAGGUGGAGGAGGUGGAUUUUGCGGGCUGGCUGUGCCGGACGCUGCGGCUGAACCAGCCCAGCACUCCCACCCGAGCUGCCGUGUGAGCCCAGCUGGCACUGCUGCCUCUGCCACCGCUCCCCGUCCUCCCUCCUCGCAGAACUGCCCCUCCCUCCUCCUCCUCCCAGCCCCAGCGCCAAAGCCCCGGCCCCAAAGCUCCGGGCCCUGGCAGCGUCUCCAUCCUCGGGAAUGCCCGGUGGGGUCGGUCCCUUUGGAUAUGGGGAUGUUCCAGGCCUCUGCUCCAGCUCUGGAGCUCCUGACAUUUGGGAAUUGUGGUGCUGCUUAUGUUGAUUUUUCUUUAUUUUGGGUUUAGUUGGGUUUUUUUCGGUUUGUUGUUUGUUUUUUGGGUUUUUUUGGGAUGUGUUCACUCGGGUUAAACAAGAAGGUAACGGGGGGUGCGAGGUGCGGGGAAUGAGGGAUGGGCAGCUGAUGCUUCACCUGCUGCCGGAUUUUCUCUCUGGGAUGGAGAAUCAGGGGGAUCAGGAGUGGAGAAGCCCUGCCCGGGGACACAGAGCAGCUUUGCCUGGGCUGCUUUUUAAACGGAUCUUUUAAAGCCUGGCCUUGUCCCACGCUGGAUGUUCAGGGCCGGGAUUGGGAUGGGGAUUGG
Molecule: messenger RNA, 1865 nt
Organism: Cyanistes caeruleus (blue tit)
Lineage: Eukaryota; Metazoa; Chordata; Aves; Passeriformes; Paridae
Source: RefSeq, a predicted model, not a curated record